Rhopilema esculentum is the source of this 1329-nucleotide messenger RNA. RefSeq lists its product as uncharacterized. The record is from RefSeq and is a predicted model, not a curated record. NCBI's taxonomy places the organism in Eukaryota, Metazoa, Cnidaria, Scyphozoa, Rhizostomeae, Rhizostomatidae.
AUGCCUCACUACAGGUGCUGUGUUGGUGGAUGCGACAAUGACAACAAAUAUCCAGAUAAGAUAGUCAAGAGGAGUCAUGUAGAGGGAGAGCUCAAAUGGCACUACAUGACAAAAGAUCCUGCAAAACGUGUCAUUUGGGAGAACAAUAUUGGCAAAGGACGAAAAGAUUUUAAGGCUACUGAUCAUCAAGUGGUCUGCUCCAAUCAUUUUCAGUUUGGAAAGCCAACAUUUUCAUAUCCAAACCCAACAUUGUAUCUUAAAGUGAGUGAUGGUACAAAAAAGUCUCCUAGAAAAAGAAGAAAGAUUGUAAAACAUUCUUCUGUCAACGAUGAUCAGACAUCUUCUCAAGGGACUUCAGGGGUCAAUGAUUAUCAGACAGAGAGACCGUUUGCAAGUCCAUGCAUAAAAUUUGAAAAACUUACAAGGGACAGUGAUGUCAAAUUGUUUACAGGUUUGGAGAAUGCUGAAGUUUUUCAAGCUGUUUUUGAGUACCUUCAGCCACAGGCUGUGACAAUGGUCUAUUGGAGAGGCCCAAAGAAUACUUCAGUCAGCCUCUUCAAAAGACAUAGUAUCCAUGGAAAUAGGAAACUUCUCCUUGAGGAAGAAUUGUUCAUGGUCAUGCAAAGGCUGAGACUUGGUUUGCUGACCGAGUACCUUGCUCAUACAUUUAGUAUUAGCACAAGCCAAGUCAGCUCUAUACUGUUUACCUGGUUUCGCCUGAUGUCCUUAGAGCUGAAACCAUUCAUAGCAUGGCCUGACGGAUUUCAAAUUCAACCAAAUUUGCCUGAUGUAUUUCGGCGAUAUUAUAAGAAGUGCAGAGUAAUUAUUGAUUGCACAGAGCUUUUUAUUGAGACCCCUUCAAGCCUCAAAGCACAGGCCCUUUGCUGGAGUGAAUACAAGCACCAUUCAACAGUGAAGGUGUUGUUGGGAAUAACGCCCAAUGGAGCAUUCAGUUAUGUUUCAGAUGCAUAUGGUGGCAGAGCUAGUGAUAAGUGCAUAGUAGAAAGUUCAGACUUUUUACAACUACUUCAACCAGGUGAUGCAGUGAUGGCUGACAGAGGCUUCAAAAUAGAGGAUUUAUUAGCUUUUUACCAGUGCACCCUUGCAAGACCACCAUCAACCCAGAAGAACUUACAACUGAAUGAGAUAGAUGUAGCUAAGACAUCCAGGGUUGCAAAUGCAAGAAUAUAUAUUGAACAAGCUAUCCGUAAACUAAAGGAGUUCCAAAUUUUAAAAAAUGAACUGCCAAUUUCCUUACUUCCUGUUGUUAAUGAUAUUGUAAAAGUAUGUGCAGCACUUGUAAACUUCCAAAAACCUCUUGUAUCUUAA